Molecule: messenger RNA, 744 nt
Organism: Ruditapes philippinarum (Manila clam)
Lineage: Eukaryota; Metazoa; Mollusca; Bivalvia; Venerida; Veneridae
Exons: 3
Coding region: 14-673 (219 amino acids)
Source: RefSeq, a predicted model, not a curated record
CUUACGUGUCAAAAUGGCUGCUGCGAGUAUGAAACAUCAGAAAAAAUCGUCUGUUCGACGGUUGGCUGCUAAGAAUUUUCUGUCAAACAUUUCUCUAGAUGGCACACAUAGGGAUACAAAUUAUAUGUUUCACAUUUGGAAGCGUCACAAGCAUAAGCAUGAUUUGGAGGAAAGGUUAGAAAGUGUGGUAGUCCCCGGACAAAUAAGUAUGGAUAAUGAAAAUGGGGCCCAUCAAUUAACAAAUAUCGUGCAUGAAAGUAAAACUAACAGUUCAUCUGAAGAUCAUGCAAGACCAAGAUCUCAUACUAUGUAUCUUAUACAAGAGGGUGAAGAAGCUAGCAGCAAAUUAGAGAAAGAUAAAAUAUCUGAAAAAUUAACAGGGAAAAGAUGGAGGGCCUCAUCAUGUUCAGGAGACAGAGAGAAAGCUAUGCCGCGUAAACGUUUGAUCCAUAUACCACUUGAUCAUGUACCGAGUAUUACAGAAAAAUUUGAACGCUCCGUGAGUAAGUACUCUAGCUCUGUGUCGGGAGAAUCCAGUGAUUCACAUGAUCACGAUGUAAGAUUUAUCUCCCCUGAUAGCCGUAGGAGGAUCAAAAAUGAAAGGUAUGCUACAACAAAAUCCUAUUUUAUUAGUAAUGAGUUUAAGAUGAUAGUUCACUGUAUUAGGUAUUAGUUUGUGAUUAAACAGAUAUUAACCUUUAUGUUUUAUUCAGUUGUAAGCAGGGCCUCUCUUACCCCAGGAAA